This is a messenger RNA of Macrosteles quadrilineatus (aster leafhopper), 2961 nucleotides long. Its product is annotated as mitochondrial potassium channel ATP-binding subunit-like. Gene Ontology annotation, biological process: transmembrane transport. The transcript has 15 exons. Gene Ontology annotation, molecular function: ATP hydrolysis activity; ATP binding; ABC-type oligopeptide transporter activity. Gene Ontology annotation, cellular component: membrane. Lineage: Eukaryota; Metazoa; Arthropoda; Insecta; Hemiptera; Cicadellidae. Bases 193 to 2262 code for a protein of 689 amino acids. The record is from RefSeq and is a predicted model, not a curated record.
AUUGUUAUAAUGAUAGGGACUACAAUUAAUUAAAUUACAAUGUUAUAGUAUUUUGAAUAAUGUUGUCCUUUAGAAACUGAGUGAGUUAAUUUUACACCCACAUAAAUGUAAAAUUUGCAAUCUUAACUCAUUUUACAAUUGAAAACUUAUUUUUAGGUUAGGUAGGCCUACUAUAGGCUUAUCAAGUUAUCAAUGUUGUGGUCACUAGUAUUUACUCGAUCUUUCUCAAAACCAGCAAGCCAACGUUUCUCUGGCUUCCAAAAGUUAAAAUUUGAAAACAUCGUUCAAAAUGUGAAACAGAGUUACCUUUCGAACCCAAAGAAGUAUAAAAUUGGUGAGAAGUGUUCAAGAAUAAAUGUUAUAUUAAGACUGAAACAACCUUUUACAACUUUGACUGUGGUAGCGGGUGUCAGUGGAUUGAGUUUGGUCAAGUUUUGUGUUCGUCCUAAUGUUUACUGUAAACCAGCUGAGAGUAAAGAUGACAAUCCACAGUUUGAUUGGACCAAGUUCUUUGAACUCAUCAAACCAGAUGUUUUGUGCCUUAUUGGAGCUAUUAUCGCCAUAUUAGCUGCUGCCGUUUUGAACAUACAACUGCCCAGACUUCUUGGAGACAUAGUCAAUGUGAUGACGAGGUUCAUGUCAUCGGUCGGGUCACAGGCUAGCUUCAGUUCAGAGAUGCGAAGCCCGGUGUUCAAAAUACUCGGUCUUUAUAUUGCACAGGCUUCAGCCACGUUCCUCUACAUCUAUCUGCUGUCCGGGGUAGGGGAGAGACUUGCUACAAGGAUCAAGGUUCUGCUCUACUCCUCUAUUCUGCGCCAAGAUCUCCAGUUUUUUGACAAACAACGAACUGGCGACCUAGUAGACUGCAUAACAUCAGAUGUUCAGGAGUUCAAAAGUGCCUUCAAGAUGGUUUUUGCCCAAGGUCUUCGCAGUAUUGCGCAGAUUGGAGGGUGUGUAGUGUCCAUGUACAGCCUGUCUCCGCCCAUGACUAUGGGAAUGUUGGUGAUAGUCUCUACCGUCAUUGUUGGAGGUACAAUGCUGGGCUCACUGCUGCGAGUUCUGUCUCGCCAAGCCCAACAUCAGUCCUCCGUUGUGACUGUGAUCAGUGAGGAAACUAUCAGUAACAUCCGCACUGUGCGAGCCUUCGCCAACGAACAACUCGAGUGUGACAGGUUUCAAGAUGAAGUAGAAAAAGCGCAAAAUCUUUACCAGCGGCUGGGUAUGGGUAUUGCAGCAUUUCAGGCAGGCACCAAUCUGUUCCUGAACGGUGUUGUGUUGGCAUCACUGUGUAUGGGAGGUUACCUGAUGGCUACGGAAGAGUUGCAGCCUGGCGCACUGAUGUCGUUCUUGGUGGCGACACAGACAAUACAACGGUCACUGGCUCAGCUGUCGCUGCUGUUUGGCAACUAUGUGCGAGGCAUGCAGGCCGGCUCUAGAGUGUUUGAGUACAUCAACACUGAGGAGAAAAUCCCACUGUCAGGUGGCAAGACAAUCCCGUUCCAUACUUUGGUGGCUGAUGUAGAAUUUGACAAUGUGACAUUCUCCUACCCUACUAGACCUCAGCAGGUGAUCCUGAAAAAUUUCAACCUAAAACUACCAGCAGGAAAAACGGUAGCAAUUGUUGGAACUUCUGGUAAUGGCAAGUCCACAAUAGCUGCUCUCCUGGAGAGGUUCUAUGAUGUAGAUGAAGGUCACAUUAGACUGGCUGGUGUGGACCUGAGAGAGCUAGACCCGAGCUGGCUGAGAGGUCAGACUAUUGGACUGAUCAACCAGGAGCCUGUGUUGUUUGCUACGUCCAUUUUAGAAAACAUCCGCUACGGUCGACCGUCUGCCUCUGACAGUGAGGUGUACGAGGCUGCUAGGCUGGCCAAUGCUGACAGUUUUAUCGGACAGUUCCCUGAUGGCUACAGUACCAUUCUGGGGGAGAGGGGAGUUACCGUGUCUGGGGGUCAGAAGCAGAGAAUAGCUAUCGCCCGCGCUCUACUGAAAGACCCAUCUAUCCUCAUACUAGACGAGGCUACCAGUGCCCUGGACACGGAGUCAGAGAAGGUGGUUCAGCAAGCUCUAGAAGUGGUCAGUCGCAACCGUACUGUGCUGGUAAUCGCACACAGACUCAGCACGAUAGAGCACGCAGACAUCAUAGUUGUGCUGAGUGGUGGAGUCAUCGUGGAGAUUGGCAACCAUCAGGAGUUGAUAAAGAAGAGAGGUCAUUAUUGGAAUCUCAUGAACCAACAGCAGUCAGAGGGUAGAGGUCCAGCGUAGAAGUUUGCCUGAAAGAGUUGUGACGCGUUUUCUAAUUUAUAAAGGUGAAAUAGAGAAGAGACGUAUGUGAGAAUGCAAUGCUAUGUUUUACUGAUCUCUUCGCACACACAGAUAUUUUUAAAUGGCGGCGGAAAAGAAUAUGGUGACAGCUUAUAAAAUGUGCCAACUACAGUGUGUUGUUUUUAAAAACAAUAACAAGUUUCAAUACAAAAAUAUCGGGUUUAACAAAUUUUGCUUUAGUUUUUAAUUGUGGUUUUAUUAAUAUAAUAAAAGAGUUUAACCCUCUAAAGGUAGGGAAAGUAUGCUUCACAUUUAGUUAGGGGUCUAUGGGCUAGAAUUUUUUACUUCUGGUCGGGUUGUGUCUACAAUUUUGGGUCCAAGGCCCAAAUUGGAUUGCUUUUGUAAAUUAUUGAUUUUUUAAAAUAUGAAAAACAAUACUACAACUCAUUUAUACAAUAUUGUAACCAACUGUUAGGGCAACCCAACUUUGUAAUAUAGGGGAGUAAAAUACCCUUUACAUAUAGGAAAUGGGUAAUUGAAUAUUUAUAAGAAACCAAAUUCUUUAAAUAAAGCCGAGUAGACGAUUUGUAGAGUUUAUGAUCAAAAAGAUAAUUAGAUAAGUUUUGUACAUUCAAACAAAAUAAUGUAAUUGUUACUGCCUCUCUAUUACUGUUAUUGAUUUUCAAUUAAAUUAUCGUU